Messenger RNA from Miscanthus lutarioriparius, 1344 nucleotides. NCBI's taxonomy places the organism in Eukaryota, Viridiplantae, Streptophyta, Magnoliopsida, Poales, Poaceae. The record is from the annotation of a GenBank genome assembly.
AUGGCGGCGGCGGCCGGCGACGGGGCCAGCGAGGCCAGGGCGCGGGCGCUGCUGCAGCACCACCAGCCGUUCGCGCCGCUGCCAGGGGAGUACCACCACUUCGGCGCGCCCGCCGCCGCCGCCGAGGAGAUGGUGGAGGCGGUCGUCCUCAGGACGCCAUUGAAACGGAAACAUAAUAACAGACCAGGAAAUGAAGCUGGCGAAUCAAAUGACUUGAUGAUGAGCCCUGGAUAUGCUAAUGCUGGCAGCAGCCCAGUUCCUACACCCCCUUCAGGGAAAGGUUUAAAACCAUCCACCAAGCCUAAGGCUAUGAAGGGCCAGAAAUCUUGCCCUCAGACCCCUUUGAGUUUUGGUUCUCCGGGCAAUCCUUCUACCCCUGUUGGUGGCUGCCGCUAUGAUAGCUCCCUCGGGCUCUUGACAAAGAAGUUCCUGAACUUGCUAAAAGGUGCACCUGGUGGCAUUGUUGAUCUGAAUAAUGCUGCAGAAACUCUGGAGGUACAGAAAAGGCGCAUAUAUGACAUUACUAAUGUUCUCGAAGGGAUAGGGCUGAUAGAAAAGAAGCUUAAGAACAACAUCCGUUGGAAAGGAGUUGAUGACUCUCGACCCGGAGAAGUUAGUGAUGAUAUGUCCAUCUUACAGGCAGAUAUCGACGCUCUCACACUGCAAGAGCGCAAUUUGGAUGAACAAAUAAGUGAAAUGCGAGACAGAUUAAGAGCGCUGACUGAAGAUGAAAAUAACCAAAAGUGGCUUUAUGUCACGGAAGAUGAUAUCAAAUCUUUGCCAUGCUUCCAGAAUCAGACUCUAAUUGCUAUAAAAGCACCGCAUGGUACAACUUUGGAAGUCCCAGACCCUGAUGAGGUUAAUGGUUAUCCUCAAAGGAGAUAUAGGAUUGUCCUAAGAAGUACCAUGGGUCCGAUAGAUGUGUACCUAGUUAGUCAAUUUGAGGAGAUGAGUGGCAUGGAGACUCCUCCAAGGCCUACACAGACAAUAAGCAUGGAUCCUAUAGAGAAUCCUAGGACGCCUUUGGCUGCGAAUUGCAACAAAGUCACCGGGAUGCAAUCAAAUAUUCAAGAAGGGCCUAUCCUACCUUCUGAUGUACCUAGCAGUUCACAGGACAUUUCAGGGAUGAUGAAGAUUGUCCCUUCGGAGCUUGAUGCUGAUACAGACUACUGGCUCUUAUCGGACAACACAGGAGUUAGCAUGACGAACAUGUGGGAGACAGGACAAGAUGUGGAGUGGGACAGGAUUGAAAAAUUCAACGCAGAGGAUUUCCUGGAAGUGGGCACUCCCCAGCAGCAGGAUAAACCAGCCGACGUCGUGGAUGGCCCCACCUGUAUAAGUUGA